AUGACGACGACCACUCAAGAUGAACAUCUUCUUUUUUCUAUUGAUCGCGAUCUACUCUACUUGAAUGCUGAAGAACAACAAUCUCACCAUCUUGGACUGAUGACCUUAAAGGAACAAAAACAACUUACUAACAUGAUCAAAAAGGCUCAUCGACAUAUUAGAAAAAUUACUACCACGUUAGAGAAUCCACCUCCAGUUAAUAUAUCUUCCUCUAUUUCAACAGCAACAUCCACUCAUCCAUCAUCAAUAUCUGAUUUUUUUCAACAAAAGCAUACCAAAAAACUUUAUAUUAAAUUGAAAGCAAUCAAGGAAAAAUAUUGGGAAAUUUUGGAACAACAACAAAUUCGACAAUUGGAAAAUGAUAUGGAAAGAUAUCAAUUAUUACAAACCAUUCAUGGACUCAGUAGUAGAUUGGAUAGGUCAAGUCAGGUUUAUGAUGAUUUACAUCACCUUCAUCAUGCACUUUCUUCAUUACGUACGGAAUGGAAAUUAGAUCGUAUUCAACAUAUUGUUACAACACUUGCGCAACCAUCCACUUGUUCCUCGACAUCACCACCUUCCACUAUCUCAGAACAUCAUGGACAUCGUUGGUAUCCAUUGAUCAUUAGUAAUAAUAAAAAGAAGAGAAAAGCGAAUUUAUCAUCAUCAUCAUCAUCUUCAACAGCAGCAGCACAAGGAACAGCAACAGUACCGUCAUCUCAACCUAGUCUAACAAAAACUCAUUUUGGAUUAUUCAAUCAUGUUAAAAACUGGUUUCGAAAACAACGACAUUCUAUACUUUUGGGUCAUUCAAGUGAAACAGCAAGCUCAGCAGAUAAGGCAACAACAAUAACAGCAACAACAACAACAACUAUUGAUGAAUCACGUCGUCGACAUCGACCUCAGUCACAUCCUCAUUUAUUUUGUUCUAGUCAAGAAGAAUGCAACAUCAAGGUGGUUCAACUUGUACAAGAUUUUCAAAACGUGUUUGAAGAAAAUGCGCGCCAAAAUGAAGAACGGAUGCAUCAUCUCUAUGCACGAGUAUUCCAACCUGACAUCGAUCCUUUGUUGGCCGAAGAUAUUCAGCGUCUUUGUUUGGCCGUUAGUACCGCACCUCCACCAAGCUUGGCCUCGUUGAUGCAACCUGGUUUGUCUUCUAGUUGUUCUUGGACUGUUUGUGUUACGACUGGUCAAACUUCUUUUCUGGUUCCGGCUGACAACAACAACAAAAAGAAUUUGUACGAACAUAUGAUUUAUCGAAUGGAUAUACAACAAUCAUCCUCUUUUUUUUCAAAGAAGAAAACAAGGAAUGAAAAGAAUAACAUAUCAUCGAAACAAGAUAAAGAGGAUGAAGGAACAACCGAUCAACAGGAACAACAAAUGUGGUCAAUUUGUUUGGGAUUAUUAUCAGAACAUUUACUUGGAGUUGGACAACAAUAUUAUACAAGGUGGAUGCAAGAAAUCAGAACGGCACAACAACAACAAACUGCACCUUUUCAAGUAGCAACAGAAACGCUGGCGUCUAUGUAUCAAGCUUUACAAAUUGAACAAGGUUAUGCGAUCCUGUCUCGACUUUGUACUCAUUUGGAAUCGUCUGCAACCUUAUAG
Molecule: messenger RNA, 1587 nt
Organism: Halteromyces radiatus
Lineage: Eukaryota; Fungi; Mucoromycota; Mucoromycetes; Mucorales; Cunninghamellaceae
Exons: 1
Coding region: 1-1587 (528 amino acids)
Source: RefSeq, a predicted model, not a curated record